CCAGCUGUUUUCUAUGAACUGCGUUGAUCAGUGCACACGUUUCCAAAUAAUAACUGGGUGAAUACAGACGUUCACUUUUAUUAGUGUGACGGAGAGUGUAUUAAACUGUGUGUCUUCGAAGGUGUUUAGAAGAAAUGGCACAAGCACCCGCAGCUGUAGCACCGCCAAAGGAGCGCUAUGUGCCGAACGCGCUUAAAUUCGCUUUCGGCGGCCUUGCCGGCAUGGCAGCAACAUGUGUUGUUCAGCCACUUGAUUUAAUCAAAACUCGGAUGCAACUGAGCGGUGGCAGUCGGACUUCGUUCGCAGUGGCUGGGGAGAUCAUAGCUCGGGAAGGGUUUGUGUCCCUCUACACCGGCCUCUCUGCCGGGUUGUUGAGACAAGCCACUUACACUACCACACGUCUGGGAGUUUACAAUUACCUCUUUGAUGCCUAUAAAGAGCGAAAUGCAGGUGCGGCUCCAGGUUUUGGCACCAAGACCUUGUUGGGUGUGGCUGCGGGAUCCAUUGGUGCCUUCGUGGGCACCCCAGCUGAAGUAGCUCUCAUCAGAAUGACAGCCGAUGGCAGACUUCCAGUGGAACAGCGAAGGAAUUACAAAAAUGUUGCUGAUGCACUUAUCAGGAUAGUAAGAGAGGAAGGAGUUUUGAAGCUAUGGCGCGGAGCCACCCCUACCGUUGGACGAGCGAUGGUGGUCAACGCUGCCCAACUCAGCACGUAUUCACAGGCUCGUGAGAUGUUCGUGGGCUACGUGCCCGACGGCAUCGCGUUACAUUUCUGCGCGUCCAUGGUGUCCGGUCUUAUCACCACCAUUGCUUCUAUGCCUGUUGAUAUCAUUAAGACUAGGAUACAAAAUGCGGCUAAAGGCCAGAGUCAAAUAGGAGUUGUGACGUCACUUCUGAAAAACGAAGGAGUUUUGUCUCUAUGGAAAGGGUUCUUACCAUACUAUGCCCGACUUGGACCUCACACAGUGCUGACCUUCAUAUUCCUUGAGCAACUGAAUGCGGCUUACUUCAGGAUGUCGUAAUAAUAGGGUUUAAGGAUAAAAUCGCUCAGGACCUGACUCAAGAUUCAAGCAAUACCUAAAAUAAGAUUCAACCAAUCAAAUGGCUCCAAUCGUAUGCUCAACGCAACAUCGAUACUGGAAUAUCGAUAUAAAAUAUCGGCGUCGCGUUUAUUAAGUUCAAUAGCAGCCAUUCCCAAUAACCGAUCUGUUGUUAUGGUUAGUAGAGAAAGGAAUUUGACAUGACUCGAACAAGGCUAACGUCAAGAUUCUAUCUUUAAAAAGCAAGAGAUCGAAUAUUGGGAUUGGUGGUAAGUAAAUAUUUGUCCCAGAUAGCUGAUAUCGCCAAUAUUAUGUAAUGUAUGGAUAAGUGCUUACUUAAGCGUAUCACAAUACAUCAUGUUAAUAUAUAUUUUUUUGUAAACAAUCGAUUGAACUUAUCGAUUUUAUUAUGAUCACUCGAUUAUGAUUGCGUCAUAUUGUUUGUAGUGUAUUAAGGGAAAGUGAAAAUGGAAUGUUUACUAUUUAAUGCGUUUAAUGUUUUUCGUAUGGAACUGUGCCGUUAUGAUCAUGUGUACAUUUUAUUUACUUUUUUAUAUGUUACCAAUCUUUUUACACCUCUUUGACACCGGCCUUUUUUAAGACAAUGUGAUCACUGAUCAUGUAUGAUGUACUGAUAAUGUAGCUGAUCACUGAUCAGCUAAUCAGCCAACGCCUAUAAGUGUAAUUUAUAUCAAUACAAUAUAAUAUCCGAUAAGGUAAAUUUUAGAAAUCAAAUCACUUUUUUUCUUAUUUUAUCUACAAGAUGUGUCAAGAUAGUUCUCACUUGAGGACGAGAGCAAACAAGUCCAGUUUACCGGCCGACUGUUAACUCACAGAGUACAUUAUCUAUUUGCUAAUAACUUGGACAGAUAAGACCUUGCUUGCGUAAUACUUGACUCUUUGCAGCGUCAUUUUACGUGACCGAAUGUUUGAACAUUCAAACCAAUUGUUUCCAUCUCAGUUUAUACAUUUUCUUUAAUUUCUACAAGUCCUCAAAACAUAAGAAUAUUUUUAAUGUCUCCGAAUGUUGGGAUAUUCUUUAAAUAAAUCCAGCAAGUCAAGGUUUCUCUGUUGACUUUUCAGUCGUAAAGUUGCCUCUCAGUAACAAAAUAGCUGCAAAUAAAGCUACCUUAUUAUUGCUAGGUAACGCGUCAUAUUUUUAUAUAAAACAAUACGCAAGUUACCUACUAUAAAAACAUGGAAAUACAUAGAAUGUUUUGAAAAAAAGUUCCACUCGCUAUCUAAUCAGUGUCGGUACUAAACCUUUUUAGGUAAUCUCUAUCAAUCCCCCACUUCACUAUUUUUAUCAUGGGAUCCCAUAAAUUGAGUGCUGAUCGAAUUUCACCUUAGAUAACCUAAUUUCAGAUAGGGAAAUACACUUGACGAUAAGGUAACGUUUUGGCUGUCCAGUACAAAAUAGAUCGAGUGUUUUUUGGUACCUACUAGUGUAAUGUGGGGCCCAUAUUAUUAUUUUUUGAGUCAUUUUCAAAUGAUCACACUAUUUUUUAAUUGAAAAAACUGCUUGUAUCAUCCUUUGUGAAUGAUAAAAACAAGUUACAUUAAAGCCCGAUUUUAUAAUUGCCAGACAAGUUUAAUCUGAAGAAUAUGUUUGACGUUUUGACAGCUAGACAAUAUGUCAAACCGCCAUAUUUAUUUCUCGGAUGAAAGUUGACUGAUGAUUGAGAAAUCGGUCGUUAUUGUGACAAACCAGCGUUGUUUUAUUCCACGUAAACUUGGAAGGGUUAAUGUAUUUAUUUUUGAAGCACAUUUCUGCUUUGUGCAUUGUUUUUUAACAUAUAACUUAUAGUUCAAUCUAAUUACAGUUUGUUAUGCUACUUUUACAUUUCAAUCGUUAAUUUUAAGUUUAAAUAUUUUUGAAGUUUUUUUUUUCGAAGUGUAUGUUUUUUUUCGUCAUGUUUUUUGAUAACUGGUAAUUUUGUAUUCUAAAAUGAUAUGUAUAGAUUUUAUUUUACAAUUACGUGCUAUAAAGUUAUUUAGGUUGUAUGAAUUAAUCUUUUCUUACAAGACUUUUAUUUUGCAAUAAUAUUUAGCACAAAAUACCACCUAAGUUCGACUUAAAAUCUUAGAAACAUUUGGAAAAACUUACAAGCAAUUAAAAUGAGAUUAAAAUUGUGUUUUGUAUUAAUUGGCACGAUUGUAGUUUAAUUAAAUUUAGCUUUUAUUUUAUGUUCAAAAUGAUAUUACAUUAUGUUAUAUGUGUUUAAAAGUUUAUCCAUUCAUAUAUCGUAGUGCAAAUAUAUAACAAUGCUGCUGAUUUAUUUCUUAUUUAAGAUAUAAGUAAGCUUUAGCAAUUACCACUAACAUUUACACUUGUUCUACAUAGAUAUAACAGUACAAUGUGAUAAAAUGUUAUUUAUAUAAUAUAUUUUUAUAUUUAUAUAAGCUCUUUAUGAUUUGUGACUAACAUGAGAUACAAUGUUGUUAUUCGUUAAUAAAGAACAUUGUUUUUA
Helicoverpa armigera (cotton bollworm) is the source of this 3511-nucleotide messenger RNA. Its product is annotated as mitochondrial 2-oxoglutarate/malate carrier protein. Lineage: Eukaryota; Metazoa; Arthropoda; Insecta; Lepidoptera; Noctuidae. The coding region runs from base 135 to 1022 and encodes 295 amino acids. The record is from RefSeq and is a predicted model, not a curated record. The transcript is spliced from 7 exons. Gene Ontology annotation, molecular function: transmembrane transporter activity.